AUGGUCCAUGAUCCUCAGACCCUCAGAGCCUCAGACCCUCAGUCCCUCAGUCCCUCAGAGCCUCAGACCCUCAGAGCCUCAGUCCCUCAGACCCUCAGACCCUCAGAGCCUCAGACCCUCAGAGCCUCAGUCCCUCAGACCCUCAGACCCUCAGAGCCUCAGAGCCUCAGACCCUCAGAACCUCAGUCCCUCAGACCCUCAGACCCUCAGACCCUCAGAGCCUCAGAGCCUCAGAGCCUCAGUCCCUCAGACCCUCAGACCCUCAGAGCCUCAGACCCUCAGAGCCUCAGACCCUCAGAGCCUCAGUCCCUCAGAGCCUCAGAGCCUCAGACCCUCAGAGCCUCAGACCCUCAGAGCCUCAGACCCUCAGAGCCUCAGUCCCUCAGAGCCUCAGACCCUCAGAGCCUCAGUCCCUCAGACCCUCAGACCCUCAGAGCCUCAGAGCCUCAGAGCCUCAGACCCUCAGAACCUCAGUCCCUCAGACCCUCAGACCCUCAGAGCCUCAGAGCCUCAGAGCCUCAGUCCCUCAGAGCCUCAGACCCUCAGAGCCUCAGUCCCUCAGACCCUCAGACCCUCAGAGCCUCAGAGCCUCAGAGCCUCAGACCCUCAGAGCCUCAGAGCCUCAGACCCUCAGUCCCUCAGACCCUCAGACCCUCAGAGCCUCAGAACCUCCUGCUUCUGUGA
Messenger RNA from Knipowitschia caucasica, 684 nucleotides. The record is from the annotation of a GenBank genome assembly. Lineage: Eukaryota; Metazoa; Chordata; Actinopteri; Gobiiformes; Gobiidae.